AUGAGUUCCAUCUCAAAUUUAGAAUUAUUACCAGAUGAGAUUCUAUUAGAAAUAUGUAAGUAUCUUUUAUGCGUCGAUGUUUUACUAAGUUUUAAUAAUCUGAAUACACGUAUGACGUGUAUGAUAAAUGAUUAUUAUCAUCAUGUAUCAUUACACAAAGCAUCCUAUAUGCAAUUUUCUGAGUUAUGUUCCACAAUUCUUCCAAAGAUUGGCGCACGCAUUCAAACAUUAAUAAUCGAUAAUUGUUAUUCAGCUUUACAAGCAAUUACAUUUCCAAAAUAUUUCCAAAAUUCUAUGGCCGAAUGUUUUCCUCAAUUACAAAAAAUAACUCUUAUUUCAUUUCGUCCUGAUCCAUUAUUGGUAUUUCUUAAAAUUUUGCAUAACUUAGAAAAAUUACAUACAAUUGAUACACGCAGUUUAUUUCGUGUGCCAACAAAUCAACAAACUGAAGUUCUAUUAGCAUUAUUACAAGCUAAUAAUAAUCGUUUAAGGUCUGUUUAUAUUGAUGACCAAUCAAGUCCUUUAAAUCCAAUAAAAAAGUAUUUACCAAAACAAAUAACAUGUCCAAAUAUAAUCGAUUUAAAAAUUGAAAUCUCAACCGUAUGUGAUUUAUCUGUUCUACUUUUAAUCCUUCCCAAUAUAAUUACUUUAUCCGUAUCAAUACAUAAAAAAGACAAUUUAGAUAAUAUUAAUCGAAUAUUCUCACCAUAUAAAUUAAAUUUUUUAACAAAAUUCCAAUUAAAAUCUGUUGAACGAUCAUGGCGUUUACAUGAAUUAACUUUUUUAUUUGAAAAAUUACCUGCAAUUAAAUAUCUAUCAUUAAAUUUACGAACAUCCGAUUCAACAUUAACAAAUGGACAAAUUUUAAAAACAUGUUUACCAAAUACAAUUGAAGAAUUUCAUUAUGCUAUACAUUAUUUGCCCGAACAAACAAUUGACUAUUUCGAAAUAUUAGAGACAUGGAAAUAUAAAUGUCCAAUAAUAUGUUUGUAUAAUCAUAUGCAAAAUGAUUAUAUGUAUUUACAUACAUUACCGUAUUCAUCAUUUAAUUAUUUAGAAAUAUCAUCUUCUGUUGCUGAAUCAAUAUUAAAAAAUAAAAAUUCCUAUGAAAAUAUUCAAAGAAUACAUGUUGAUUGUGAUUUUACAUUAGCCGAAGCAUUUCCGAUACUUAGUUAUUGCAGACGAGUAAAGCAUAGCAUGAUUUGGUUGCAUGGAACAGAUACAAAUAAUCAGUUUAAUGGAAAUUCGGUUGCAAAACAAGCUCAACAAGAAAAAAACUACCCUCUACCUAUAAUGUUACGUCUUCUUCGACUUACUCUGGUUGGUAGUGUACCAAAAGAUCUUCAUCGUAUGACACAAAUUGUUCUUGCUGCUCCGAAUCUCUUUCGCUUGGAUUUAAAUUAUACCACAUUGUUAUUUUUACUCGAUCAUAAAGAUGCUUGUUUAAUACUUCAACGGCGAAUAACUGCCCUAUCAAUCAAUAAUAUGCCACAUUGUUCAAUAAAUGGACGACAACAUAUUUCUUGUAUUGCGUCCAUAUUUUUACAUCUUCGUCAUUUAUACAUUGAUAUGAGAGCGUUGGAUAAGACUAUUGAUUUAAUGGUUUUAUGUUAUUUUGAUGAAUUUAGUAAGCAAAACGCACCACUUAUUUCACUCUGUGCCGAUGGUCGACCAUCGAAUGAAAUGAAAAAUGAUGCAGAAAAGUGGUUAAUAGAUCAUCGAAAUCAUCUUCAACAUAAACAAUUUACAGCGUAUUUCAAUGAAAAAGCAGAUAGAUUACUCAUUUGGAUGUGA
Rotaria socialis is the source of this 1794-nucleotide messenger RNA. NCBI's taxonomy places the organism in Eukaryota, Metazoa, Rotifera, Eurotatoria, Philodinida, Philodinidae. The record is from the annotation of a GenBank genome assembly.